AGCAGCCGACUCAGUCAAAAUUAUUCUUCUCCCCUUCCCCCCAAAACAAAAAGAAGAAAAGGGGAGAGAAAAAAAAACGAGAAAAAGAGGAACAUGAAUUUCUCUCCUUUGAGCCGUCUGAAACCAAACAGCAUGAUGUCGUGCAUAACAGAAGCCUGCAGCUAAAGCUGUCCACUCCCUCUGCACAUAUCACCUCCUCUCCCUCCCUCUCUCUCUCUCUCUCUUUCUCUCUCUGCCCGACCAACCAUAAAACCCCACCUCCACCAACACCACCUCCCACCACCACCACCACCACCAGCAGAUAUCAAGAACGUCGCCCCAUCAACUCCACCCGGCGCUUUCAAGAACUCGCGGAGAUCAAGAACUCGAGCCGGCUUCUGCAGCGUGCACCGUUAUGCCGUCGGAGUGCGCCGACCGCAAGCCCGCGAAGGCCCCCCACGGCGGCCACCUCCACGCGGCCGGGGCGGGGGCCGCCGCGCCGCAGCCGCAGGAGCAGGAGCACCUCCCCUGCCCGCGCUGCGACUCCACCAACACCAAGUUCUGCUACUACAACAACUACAACUUCUCCCAGCCCCGCCACUUCUGCAAGUCCUGCCGCCGCUACUGGACCCACGGCGGCACCCUCAGGGACAUCCCCGUCGGCGGCGGCAGCCGCAAGAACGCCAAGCGCUCCCGCACCGGCGCCUCCGCGUCGUCGUCGUCCUCCUCCGCCGCCGUCGUGCUCCGGCGUCGCCCCCAGGAGCACCACUUGCACGCCGCCUCCCUCCUCCUGCCCUUCGCCGGGAGCCACGGGGGGCCCGUACACCUCGCCGGCGGCGACGGCGACGGGAAGCCGGGCCUGAACGUGUGCGGGAGCUUCACUUCCCUGUUGAACGCUCACGGGCCUCCUGGGUUCCUGGCUCUGGGCGGGUUCGGGCUCGGGCUGGGGCCGGGCGGGCUCGACGAGAUGGCGUUCGGGCUCGGGAGAGGGGUCUGGCCCUCAGGGGUGGGAGACGGCGUCGGCGCGGGCGUGGGGAGCAAUGGCGGGCCGGUGGGGAUCGGGAACGCGUGGCAGUUCGAGGGCGGCGACGAGGGCGGGCUCGUGGGCGGCGGCGGCGGCGGCGGCGGCGGAGGCGGCGACUCGUGCUUCUCUUGGCCAGGACUCGCCAUCUCCACUGCUUGGAGCGGUCUCAAAUGAGUGGUGUUACAUUCCCACCUCUUUCCUCUUCUCUAUUUCUUCCUUUCUUUUUUUUUUUUUUUUUUUUCGUUAUGACGAUAGCUUUUUAGGGUUUAAUCAGUAUUGCUAGGUGUGAAAAUUAAAGGAAUUGCAAGGCCCUUUUAGACAUGUCCAUCUCCAUGUAAUUUGAGAGGAGUUUCAUGCUGUACCGUUUUGUUGAUGCUUGUAUGGCACGGAAAAAUUUGCUCUUUAACUUUACCCCUCUCAUGUAAUUCAGUCAAGCCUUUUCUUUUUAUGAUUUCAAACUCUGCUAAAUGAAUUAUAAAUCCUUACAUGAA
Messenger RNA from Eucalyptus grandis, 1494 nucleotides. RefSeq names its product dof zinc finger protein DOF3.4. The record is from RefSeq and is a predicted model, not a curated record. Gene Ontology annotation, biological process: regulation of DNA-templated transcription. Lineage: Eukaryota; Viridiplantae; Streptophyta; Magnoliopsida; Myrtales; Myrtaceae. Gene Ontology annotation, molecular function: DNA-binding transcription factor activity; DNA binding.